Molecule: messenger RNA, 1104 nt
Organism: Lodderomyces oxycetoniae
Lineage: Eukaryota; Fungi; Ascomycota; Pichiomycetes; Serinales; Debaryomycetaceae
Gene: DRG1
Product: GTP-binding protein
Exons: 1
Coding region: 1-1104 (367 amino acids)
Biological process (GO): cytoplasmic translation
Cellular component (GO): cytoplasm
Molecular function (GO): GTP binding; GTPase activity
Source: RefSeq, a predicted model, not a curated record
AUGACUACAGUUGAAAAAAUCAAGGCCAUCGAAGAUGAGAUGGCCAAAACUCAAAAGAAUAAGGCCACCUCAUUCCAUUUGGGCCAGCUAAAGGCCAAGUUAGCAAAACUAAGACGAGAGUUACUCACUGAUGGAGGCUCUGGUGGUGGUGGUGGAGGUAUUGGUUUUGAUGUUGCAAGGACGGGUGUUGCAACUGUUGGGUUUGUGGGAUUCCCCUCAGUUGGUAAAUCAACGUUGCUAUCGAAGUUGACAGGGACCCACUCUGAAGCAGCAGCUUAUGAGUUUACAACAUUAACCACUGUCCCCGGUACGAUCAAGUAUAAAGGAGCCAAAAUACAAAUGUUGGACCUACCUGGUAUUAUAGAAGGGGCCAAAGACGGUAAAGGUCGUGGUAAGCAAGUCAUUGCAGUUGCAAGAUCGGUGAAUCUAUUGUUUUUAGUGUUGGAUGUCAAUAAGCCAUUACAGCACAAGAAAAUUAUCGAGCAGGAAUUGGAAGGUAUGGGAAUAAGGAUAAACAAGGAGCCACCAAACAUAGUAUUGACAAAGAAAGACAAGGGAGGAAUAAACAUCACCAAUACUGUACCAUUGACGCAUUUGGAUAAUGACGAGAUCAGAGCGGUUAUGUCGGAAUAUAAGAUCAACAGUGCCAACAUUGCAUUCCGAUGCGAUGCAACUGUUGACGACUUGAUCGACACGAUAGAGUACAAAGCGAGAAAGUAUAUUCCUGCCAUUUACGUUUUGAACAAGAUUGAUUCCUUCUCUAUUGAGGAGUUGAACCUUUUGUCAAGAAUACCCGACGCUGUGCCAAUUUCCUCGGGAAACGGAUGGAACUUGGACGAGUUGUUAGAGGUGAUGUGGUCCAAAUUGAAAUUGGUCAGAGUAUACACAAAACCCAAGGGUAAAUUGCCAGAUUUCAACGAACCAGUAGUGUUGAGAAACGAUAGGUGCACCGUAGCGGACUUUUGUAAUUCGAUACAUAAGUCCUUGGUGGAGGAUUUUCGAAAUGCAUUGGUUUACGGAACUUCGGUGAAACACCAACCGCAAAUUGUAGGUCUUAACCAUGAUCUAGAAGAUGAAGAUGUAAUAACAAUCUUGAAGAAAUAA